This is a messenger RNA of Saitoella complicata NRRL Y-17804, 601 nucleotides long. RefSeq lists its product as uncharacterized. The coding region runs from base 98 to 556 and encodes 152 amino acids. The transcript has a single exon. The record is from RefSeq and is a predicted model, not a curated record. Lineage: Eukaryota; Fungi; Ascomycota; Saitoellomycetes; Saitoellales; Saitoellaceae.
CCUUUCAAUUACAAACCGCACAUAUCACAGUCAUCAACUGGAGCUCUUAGACACCGCCCUUUACAAACUAUUCAUUGCGUCAACGUCAACGUCAACCAUGCCUCGCAACUGGGGCAAUCAGCCUACCAACGCCCAGCAGCCAACUCCAAUCGCCAACCCGGUUUACGUCUGCACCUCCUCUCCAACAGAUUACUACGUAACUGCUGUUACGUAUGGCGCUUUGCGUAUUCCCGUCACCGCCGUUCCCGCGCGCGAUGUCCCUCGUCUUCUUGAUCUUGGAUCAUCAUCCAGCGAUGGGGAUGCGUUGGCAAAGGAGUUGAAAGAGUUGAAGGAGGAGGUGGGCCGUCUUCAGAUGAAGGUUUUGGAUUUGGAAAUGGAUAAGUCGAUGAAGAGUAGGAGGCAGAUGCAGGGAGCUGGAAGCGGUGGGAGGAGCGAGAGCGUGAGUGGGGAAUCGAUGGCGACCACAGAGGAGGGUGUGUUGACGCCGAGGAGUGUGGGUGCUGGAGCGGUUGGUAAUGGAGGGGAGGUAAUGGGCAUGCCCCCGGGGUAUUCGUAACGUCCUGCCGACAUGUUCAAGGAGAGAAGAUAGCGAAGAGACUCG